AAUAAUGUGUCUGGAGCACGAAGAAGAACCCCCUCAUCAAGGAUUCUCCCCUCAACAAGGAUUCUCGGUUCAUUUUCUCAAAAUAAUUCCCAGUUCAAAGUUUUUGGCGGGCAUGAAAAUCAAUUUCCGCGGUGGUCACAAGAAACCAAAACUAACGUCUGCGAUUCCUCCCUCUGCAAAAUUCUAGGGUUCCCAUUUGGCUCUCGUCUCGUUCUAUCCACAACCUGGUUCCCAUCUAGUUUUUUCUUUUCUGAUGCCAUGGCUGGUAGCCGUCUAUCUUCUGAGGAAGUCAUUGCAAAGCUGAUUGAAAUGGGAUUUGAGAAUUCUUCAGCUGUUCAAGCUGUGAAGAAAGUGGGCCCAUUGUUUAAUGAUGCUGUUGAGUAUAUCUUGAAUGGUUCUUGCGGAGAUUGUGGGGGUGCACCUAGUAAUUCAGAAUAUUCCACAAGCAACAGAAAGGCUCUGGGCAAAAGAACCUUGUCCUCUGCUGCUUUGGGUCAAAUGCGACAGUCUAGUAUAUUGAAUCAUUUCCAAUACACAGGUACACCCAAACGAAGCAGAAAUAAUAAUGUACCUGACAUAUCAAUUUCUAGUUCAGAGAUCUUGGCCCGUCCUAUAGAUGAUGUUAAAGCAUCCAUUACUAGAGUGGAUUGUGGUAACCUCAAAACUGUUCCAGAAGAUUUGCAAGUUUGCUUCCGAGAAGAGGCAGAUACAGGAUUAGAUUGGGAACAGAGAGCUAAUAAUCUGUUACAAAAACAUUUUGGUUAUUCAUCCGUGAAGAGUUUCCAAAAGGAAGCUUUGGCUGCUUGGCUAGCUCACCAAGAUUGCCUUGUUCUUGCCGCAACAGGAUCUGGGAAAUCUCUGUGCUUUCAAAUUCCAGCAUUGUUAACAGGGAAGGUCGUGAUUGUGAUUUCACCAUUGAUAAGCUUGAUGCAUGAUCAGUGCUUAAAGCUAUCAAGAUAUGGUAUCUCUGCAUGCUUUCUUGGAUCUGGACAACCUGACAGUGGUGUGGAACAAAAAGCAAUGAGAGGCAUGUAUGACAUAAUAUAUGUUUGUCCAGAGACAGUGUUAAGACUAAUAAAACCACUACAGGGGCUUGCAGAAAGUCGUGGCAUUGCUUUGUUCGCAAUUGAUGAAGUCCAUUGUGUUUCCAAGUGGGGCCAUGACUUUCGGCCUGACUACAGGCGUUUGUCUGUAUUGAGGGAGAACUUUAAUGCUCGCAAUUUGCAAUUCUUAAAAUUUGAUAUACCACUGAUGGCAUUGACUGCAACUGCCACCAUUCAGGUUCGAGAAGACAUUCUUGAAUCAUUGAACAUGUCUAAGGAAACAAAGAUUGUGAUUACGUCAUUUUUCCGACCAAAUCUACGGUUCUUGGUAAAACAUAGCAGAACCUCUUCUUCAACUUCUUAUAAGAAGGAUUUUUGCCAGUUGAUAGACAUAUAUGCCAGAAAGAGAAAGAAUGGCAACAAGAAACAGACCAUAAGUAAUUGUUCUGGUAGUAGCAUAUCAGAGGCAGAUGAGUGUAGUGAUGUAGAUGAUGAUGAUGAAGUACAUUUAACAAAGGAAGAUGGAUCAACUGCAUCUGGAUUGGAGAGAAAAGAACUAUCAGUUGAAUAUUUGGAAAAUGAGGUUGACGACUUUCAGAGCGUGGAUGACUGGGAUGUUGCAUAUGGUGAGUUCUGUGGAGAAUCUCCUCACAAGGACUGGGAAAUGAGUGGGUUAGCUGAGACAAUUGAUGCCUCUAGUACAGCAGAAAAAAGAUUAGCUCUUUUGCAAGAGCCUUUAGAAGAAGGACCAACCAUCAUAUAUGUUCCUACGAGAAAAGAAACAUUGAGCAUUGCAAAUUAUCUUUGUGAUUAUGGUGUGAAGGCUGCUGCUUAUAAUGCAUCGUUGUCAAAAUCACAUCUCCGGCAGGUUCACAAGGAAUUUCAUGACAACAUGCUAGAGGUUGUGGUGGCAACAGUUGCUUUUGGAAUGGGGAUUGACAAGUUAAAUGUCCGAAGAAUUAUCCACUAUGGUUGGCCACAGAGUUUGGAAGCAUAUUAUCAAGAAGCAGGCCGUGCUGGAAGGGAUGGGAAACUAGCAGAAUGCAUUCUAUAUGCAAACCUGUCAAGAAUACCAUCACUUUUGCCUAGUAAAAGAAGUGAAGAUCAGACAAAACAAGCAUACAAGAUGUUGUCUGAUUGUUUCAGAUAUGGAAUGAAUACCUCAUGUUGUCGAGCUAAAAGACUUGUGGAGUAUUUUGGGGAGGAUUUCAGUUAUGAGAAGUGUCUCUUGUGUGAUGUGUGUGUUGAUGGGCCUCCUAAAGUGGAGAAUUUAAAAGAGGAAGCUGAUAUUUUAAUGCAGAUUAUUGCUGCCCAUCAUGGACAGAGCUGUUAUCUUGAUGGUUCAUAUGAUGAUACAUACAGUGACUCCAAGUCACCUAGAUUAAUGCAGAAGCCAAACCUCAGAAUGUUUGUUAGUAAAUUAAGAGAGCAGUCUCAAAAAUUUUGUGAGAAAGAUCAGCUAUGGUGGCGAGGUCUUGCUCGGGUUAUUGAAGGUAAAGGAUACAUCAGAGAAGGUGAUGACAAGAUUCAUGUUCAAAUAAAAUUCCCACAGAUGACAAGGCUAGGAUUGGAGUUUCUGGAAUUUGAAAGAGAUCAACCUUUCUAUGUUUAUCCCGAAGCAGACAUGAUUCUUUCAAUGAACAAAUGCAAGUCUUAUUCUACUUUUGCAGACUGGGGAAAAGGUUGGGCUGAUCCUGAGAUCCGCCAUCAGCGCUUAGAAAAAAGGCGGUUGAAUAGAGAGCCACGAAAGCCAAGAAUGAGAAAAUCCAGAAAAGGGAAACCAGAUACGAGAACUGCGAGAGGGAGAAUAACAGCAAAACUCUCAAAACUGAAGUGAUAACGUUAUAUUUUGGUUUUUCUACUAAAGAGGGCUGCAGCAUCCUUCAUCCUUCAAGGCCCCAACAAGAAUUGAAAAUCAAAGGGGCAGUUUUGCAGAGUUAUUAUUUAAUAGGCAUUUAUUGGUGAUAGUUGAUCUAGUUUGUAUAGUGACAUAUAAUUACCUAGAAUUGAUUCGAGAAGGCAUAUUUCGGGGUAAUAUGCAAUAUAGAUGAUGGGUUAAAAAUUUUCAGAAUUGUGAUUUGUGGAGCCUUGAGGGUGGAUAAUAGAUGUGAUAUGAUAUUAGAUGUAGGCAUGGCAGUGUUAUCCAUGUAAAUCAACAAGUACCAAAAUGCUAGGUCGUAUGACAUUGUUUGCGAGUGGUUGGAGUUUGGCAAUGAAAAGAUAAAUGGCUUUUAGGCUAGCAACGAUUACAAAGUAUUUUGAGCAAUUGAAUUGAAGCAGAUUUUCUGAGGUUUGAUUUUGA
Hevea brasiliensis (rubber tree) is the source of this 3345-nucleotide messenger RNA. RefSeq names its product ATP-dependent DNA helicase Q-like SIM. The coding region runs from base 259 to 2880 and encodes 873 amino acids. The transcript has 16 exons. Gene Ontology annotation, molecular function: 3'-5' DNA helicase activity; protein binding; nucleic acid binding. Gene Ontology annotation, cellular component: chromosome; nucleus; cytoplasm. The record is from RefSeq and is a predicted model, not a curated record. Gene Ontology annotation, biological process: double-strand break repair via homologous recombination. Lineage: Eukaryota; Viridiplantae; Streptophyta; Magnoliopsida; Malpighiales; Euphorbiaceae.